AUGUCAACAACGGUUUUCCGUUAUGAGAAAUUGUACAGUGAAAUCACACAACGCUUCUGGAUGAGCGCUGCUCGACUGUACAGUAGUACAGCAACUGCACCAGCUCCAGAACAACGUGAUCUGUACGAAACGCUAGGCGUUGAACCGUCUGCAACGGGUAAGGAGAUCAAAGCGGCAUACUACAGACUCUCGAAACUGUAUCAUCCGGACCGACACGACGGGGAAGAACAGAAACGGCGACAGAAGCGUACGAAGUUUUGUCGUCUGAUAAAAAACGAAAAGAAUAUGAUGAAAAAUGAAAGCUGCGUGCAGACACCAUCGGGAAGUUGGCCAACACAACCGAACGGGGCAAGAACAAAGAAAAAUUUCGAGGAUUUAGGACUGGAUUAUAAAACAUUUGAGGAAUUUCAGCGUAGCAUGCCGGAUGAAUUUUUUGAGCAUUUUGGCACUCGACAAUUCACCAGUACUUUCCGUCCGCAAGCAACAUCUUAUUUUACUUACAGUUACAAGGAUACGAUGCAGCGGCAGCGUGAAUUGAAAGAAUGGCAGAUUUUGAAGGAGAUUGAGGAAGAGAAACGGAAGACGAGGUACAAAAUUCCAACGUUCCUGGCAAUGGAAAUGCAAAGGAAGCAACGAAUGCUCAAUGAAAAGAGAACUGUCAACGCUUUUAUACUCCUUUUUGGCAUUCUAAUGACUCUUUCAUAUGUCCGCCGAUUAGUAUAA
This is a messenger RNA of Gongylonema pulchrum, 723 nucleotides long. The record is from the annotation of a GenBank genome assembly. Lineage: Eukaryota; Metazoa; Nematoda; Chromadorea; Rhabditida; Gongylonematidae.